Molecule: messenger RNA, 1358 nt
Organism: Ostrinia nubilalis (European corn borer)
Lineage: Eukaryota; Metazoa; Arthropoda; Insecta; Lepidoptera; Crambidae
Product: putative nuclease HARBI1
Exons: 5
Coding region: 266-1321 (351 amino acids)
Source: RefSeq, a predicted model, not a curated record
ACGGUCUUAUUCAUAAUCAUUUUUCACAUUUUAUCAAAUGCUUAUUAGAGGUUUAUAAAACGUUUGAUAAAAAUUGUUAUUCAUAAUCGUCAUUUAGCGCUAAAAUCCUCUUAUAACUGUGUGAUAAGUUAUCGAGAGCUCGGGCCUUGUUUAAAGCUCUAAUAAACCUAUUUUAACCUAACUUUUAUAAAUGUCAUUUCAUAUGAAUGUCACUUCGUUGGUUUAUUUAUUCAAAAUAUCCUUGCUGUGAUCCUUGCUUGUGAAAAUGAAUGCUAUAAAUGCAAUUGUGCAUUUAGCCAAUAAUGCCGACCCAGCGCGACGUAGAAAGCUCUACCGCCAACGAAGCAACCCAUUCGAUUUGCGGGACCUAAAUUUUAAAAUAAAAUAUAGGUUCAAUAAGGACACAGUGCGCACCAUCAUAGAUUUGGUGGAAGAUGAUCUGGUUCAGAGCGCUAGAGGUGGUGGCACGUGUCCUGAACUGCAAGUUUUAGUGGCCAUAAGAUGUUGGGGACGUCGUGAGGUACAAGAUGAUGCUGGUGACCUCCAUGGCCUAAGUCAGCCGACAGUGAGCCGGAUAUGCGCCAGAGUCGCGCAUGCAAUCGCGAAUAAGGCAAAUUCCUUCAUCAAAAUGCCUAUCACUAUAGGAGAGCAGGAAAGAAUUAGUGCCAAAUUUAGAGCAAUUAAAAAUUUUCCUGGGGUGAUAGGAGCCAUAGAUUGCACCCACAUUAAAAUUAAAAAAACCGGAGGUGACAUGGCCCAGUACUAUAUUAAUAGAAAAGGCUAUUAUUCCCUGAAUGUUCAGGUUGUCUGUGAUGCUGACCUCAAAAUAAUGGAUAUAGUGGCUAGAUGGCGAGGCAGUACACAUGACAGUCGAAUUUUUAUGGAGAGCAAUAUAAAACAACGAUUUGAGGAUAGGCAGUUUAGAGGACGCCUUAUUGGCGAUUCGGGCUACCCUCUUCUGCCAUAUCUAUUUACACCUAUUUUAAGGCCUAGUCGUCCAGAAGAAGAAGCAUACAAUAAUGCUCACAUCUCAACUAGGAACACUGUUGAAAGGUGUUUUGGGGUGUGGAAGCAGCGGUUCCAAUGCCUACUCCAUGGCUUACCAGUAAGCCUCCAAAAUGGAAAAGCUGUGAUCAUAGCAUUGGCUGUAUUACAUAAUAUAGCCAUUGAUAUGAAUGACACAUUGUUAGAACAACAUAUGGAGCAGGUCCCUGUAACUCCGCAACUUUCGACGGAGAACAGUGUUCACGACAACCGACCUUCAUUGUUGAGGCGUAGGUCGCAGUUGAUACUACAAAAUUUUAUAAAUCAACAUUUUUGAAUGAUACUGUUCCUGGCAUCUUAAUGAAAAUAAAAAG